AUGCGCCUGGGCUUUGGGUGUUUGGAGCCGAAAGCUGCCAAAUUCUUCCACUCGUACGGACUGCUCGUCGCCGGAUACCCGUUCAUCUUCCUGAUCACUCCCAUACUGACCACUUGCUUUCUGGCCACAGGUACCUUCAGCGUUCGCCAAUCAAAAUGACCCAUUUACCCCACACACUUUUGGGCUGUCAAUCAAAUAUUAUCUGUUGACGAGUGUACUUUAUCACUCGCAACACAAGAUACGGAUAAGAAUGAUCUUUUGCGCGGGGGGCGGGCGCGUUACUGCGCCACGGUCUCCAGAGCUUUUGGGGUUAUUCAGGCUGUGAAAAAAUGAUUGUUUUCCGUUUUUUUUACGCCAAAAAAUGCAAUUCAGCGAUGUAAAAAAAACGGAAAACAAACAUACGCUGAAUAGCCCCAUUACAAUGGGCGCAAGUGCGCCCCGCCCAAUAGAGCGAUAGAUUGGCGCGAAAUUCAAAUUUUAACAGCGCAAAAUUUGUGUUUUUUGCGAGAUUAGCCACAAAAAAUCGAUAAUUUCUCAAUUGUCUCUCGAUACACCGAUUGUAUAGGCUAUUACGAAUUUUUUAAGCGCAAGAGCGUUAAAUUUGGUCAAAUCGCAAAUCAAAUUUAUCCGUUUGAAGGUUUUUGGCUAAAACUGCGUGAAUUUCAGUUGCUUUUCGGUAGUUUUCGCGGUCCUAGCGCUCAAAAUGCUUGUAUUUACGUGAUUUAUCAUUCUCAAAACCGAUUCUGUCUGAAAACGGUCAAGAAAGCGCAAAAUGAGAAGUGCGGUUUUUAGGCGGCGAAGGCGAAAAAGCAAAGUCUGCGAAAAAUGCGCCAAAACGUCGUUAAUUCUGUGAGAAUUAGUGUGUUUUCAUGUCGAACAAUCAUUUUUCAUCGCCGUUGACGACAAAAAUCAGAGAAAAAAACACGUGUGUUCAGGACUGUUCGGUCUGAAGCCAAUCAGCGACGCCCUCUACCUCUACACGCCCACAGAUGCGCCCAGUAAAGUACGCUUUCAGCAUUGACCUAAAUUAACGCUCAUCUCCGCCGAAUUUGAUUUUCAGACAGAACGGCGGAUAAUUCACGACGCGUGGCCCCUCGUCGACGGUACUUUUGUGGCCGGACGGGCGGUGACACAGUCCCGAGAAGUUCAGGUACGAUUUUGAGCCACUUGCAGCGAUCGGAUCGGGUCCAGAUUUUGCAGAAUUGUUGGGCAUGGAUUCAAGUAUGUUGGGUCCAAGUUUCAGCUCGAUCGGAUCUCCUGGGCCCGAGAUAUGUGGAUCAGAGCCCGAAAAGGUCGUAUCUCGGGACCAGAUGAUCGGAUCGAUCUGAAACUUGGACCCAGAAAACUUCAAUCCGGAUCCAAAAAGUCUGCAAAGUUUUGACCCAAUUCGAUCAUUGCAAGUGGGUCAAAAUUAGCCAAAUUGCAGGUAGCUGUGGUCGCAAAAAACGAUGGAAACAUACUGGAAAAAAUGUUUUCCGACGAGUUGAAGGCCAUGGAGAAGUUUAUUCGCAAUAAUAUUACGGUAAGUGCUUUAAAAAAGUACCGUAAUCUCGAGUACCGGGCUGCAGGUCGAAUUCAACAACCGCACAUGGUCCUUCUCGGAUCUGUGCCUAUCGGGACCGGACGGUCGAUGCGCCAACAACGACCACAUUCAACUGGUGUCCCGACUGUUCCAUCACGGAAUCAACAUCACCUAUCCGACGGUCAGACUUGGCGAUAAGUACGUUUUUUGUUUGGCCGACGCCUAUGCACCUUGAUGAUGUAAACUAUCCAGAAGUGCGUACAUCGCGUCGGCACUGGGCGGUGUCAAAUUGGCGAAAGGCGACGAGGGCGAGAAUCUCAUUGUCGCCGCGUCCGCGUGGCUUUUCAUUUAUCAAAUGAAAUUCUAUCCGAAUCAAAUUUCCUACGUCUCGGGCCUGUGGGAGAGGGUGAGUGCCAGCGAAGUGGCCUUUAAAAACAAAAAACAAAAAAAAACAAGUUUUCAGGAGUUCAAAAACCGAAUGGACGAGUACAAAACGCGUGCCAAGUACAUUUCGAUCACCUAUUUUCACUCGCAAACCCUCUCCGACGAACUGCAGCGAAACGCCGAACGUUUGGCGCCAAAGUGAGAAGGGAAACGCGCCAGCAAACAAAAAAAAAUGUUCACUGGCGCACUUUUCGUGCCUUGACGCUGUUUUUGCAGAUUCGUCGGCGCAUUUGUGAUCUUGGUCGUAUUUUCGGUGUUCUGCUCGAUCGUCACAAUCAAAGGAUCCGGAUACAUUGACUGGGUCGUCACCAAACCGAUUCUAUCGGUCUUAGGUAACUUUUGUUUCGGGCCAUUCUUGAAGUUCAGUUUUUUGCAGGAGUCUCGAACGCCGGAAUGGGAAUCGCCAGCGCGAUGGGACUUUUGAUCUAUUUGGACAUUCAGUACAACGACAUCAUCGCCGUCAUGCCGUUUUUGGUCGUCGCCGUGGGGACGGACAACAUGUUCCUGAUGGUUGCGAGUCUGAAGCGGACGGAUCGCAACCUGAAAUACGAUCAGAGGAUCGCCGAGUGUAUGGCCGACGCGGCCGUCUCGAUUCUGAUCACCGCUAUGACGGGUUAGUUCGAUUAUCGAAAUCUCGAGAGAGGGAGUUUGGUGAGGUUGCUGAAAGCUGUGAUUUAGGCAUUUUCGGGCUUUCCGGGCCUACAAUUCUUGGCAUCACUUUUAGGCCGAAACUAUCUGGUAGCAAAGUGGGUCACGUUUUGCGUCAUGAAGGUUUCAAAAAUCAUAGUGCGCCACACGGUCUCCAGAGCUGACAAUAUGGGCGUGGCCUCGGGCAAAUGGCGUUUUCAUGAAUUGAGCAGGGUUUUCUCUGAUUUUUGUGAUCAACGGCGAUGAAAAAUGAUUGUUCGACAUGAAAACACACUAAUUCUCACAGAAUUAAUGACGUUUUGGCGCAUUUUCCGCGGACUGCUUUUUCGCCUUCGCCGCCUAAAAACCGCACUUCUCAUUCUGCGCUUUCUUGACCGUUUUCAGACAGAAUUGGUUUUGAGAAUGAUAAAUCACGUAAAUACAAGCAUUUUGAGCGCUCGAACCGCGGAAACUACCAAAAAGCAACUGAAAUUCACGCAAUUUUAGCCAAAAACAUUCAAACGGAUAAAUGUGAUUUGCGACUUGACCAAAUUUAACGCUCUUGCGCUUGAAAAAUUCGUAAUAGCCUAUACAAUGGGUCUAUCGAAAGACAAAUCAGAAAUUAUCGGUUUUUCGUGGCCAAUCUGGCGGAAAACACAAAUUUUGCUGUUAAAAUUUGAAUUUCGCGCCAAUGUAUCGCUCUAUUGAGCGGGGCGCACUUGCGCCCAUUGUAAGCUCUGGAGACCGUGCGCCAGUCUUGCAAAAUGAGAUAUUUCGGUCUGAAGCCUAAACCUUCAGGCCGGAUUUAGGCCGAAAGGGGAAACCUCGUCAAAUUUCCUGAAAAUUUCAAAAAAAAAACAUAAUUUCCUUCUUUUCAGACGCGCUCUCGUUCGGCGUCGGCACCAUCACCACAAUUCCGGCGGUGCAAAUCUUCUGCAUCUACACAAUGGUCGCUCUUCUCCUCACUUUCGCCUACCAACUCACCUUCUUCUGUGCGAUUCUGGCGAUUUACACGAAAAUCGAAGAGCAAGGCCUUCACAGUAUUUGGCUCCGUCCGGCCGUCACCUACUCGUCGACGUCUCCGCUCAACGUCAAGCUAUUCUGGCUUGGCUCAAGGCCCGAAGCGCCCAAAAAUGUGUCGUGCGGCACCAUCUCGUCGGCGUCGAGUGUGAGCAGCAGUGCGAGUAUUGUCUCCUCGAAAACCGCCCAUCACUGCACUGCCACGUCGUUUUUCCGAAACUGGUACGCGCCCGUCCUUAUGCAACCGUGGAUCCGGGCGAUCGCCGGCGUCUGGUAUCUCAUCUACCUGGCCCUGUCGAUUUACGGGUGCGCGCACUUGAAAGAGGGCUUGGAGCCGGCGAAUCUACUUGUGGACGACUCGUACGCGACACCCCACUACCGGACACUCGAAAAACACUAUUGGCACUACGGAGCCAGUCUUCAGAUUGUCGUCAACAACGCGCCGGACCUCAGAGACCCGGCCGAACGCAUAAAUAUGGAUAAAAUGGUGGGUAAUGUCCAGGCAAUUCGACGAGGUUUUGACAUACAACAUGACCUGGCGCUCUGUUGAGAAACUCUUUUUGCAGUGCAAAUUGGAGUCCGUGACAAAAGGUCGGAAUGACAAAAGGUCGGAAAAAAUGCCAAAAGAUCGGAAUGACAAAAGGUCGAAAAAAAUGCCAAAAGGUUAGAAAAAAAUGCCAAAAGAUCGGAAAAAAAGUGACAAAAGAUCGGAAAAAAACGACAAAAUGUCGGCAAAAAUGCCGAAAGGUCUGAAAAAUAUUACAAAAAGUCAGAAAACGGUAUUUUAGCAGUUUUCCCACCUUUUUGAAUUUUUUUGCGACCUUUUGUCACUUUUUUCCGACCUUUUGUCAUUUUUUUUCCGACCUUUUGUCAUUUUUUUUCCGACCUUUUGUCAUUUUUUUUCCGACCUUUUGGCUUUCCGACCUUUUGUCUUCCGAUUUUGUCACGGACUCGCAAAUUGAGCGACCUCGGGGCCGAGUUUGAAAAGUUAGGCCAUGUUUUCAGUGGAAAAUUACUUCGCGGCCUAGAAUUUCGGCCAAAUUGCGAACAGCGCGCCCUUUCUGUCCGGUGCCCCAAUAAUACUUUGCUUCCGAGCACUUUUGGCCAAAAUCCGGCCUGAAUUUUCAGGCUUUUAGGCCGUAAUUUCAAAUUGGGCAAGCCGGGCCAUGUUUUAUGUCAAAACGUUGCAAAUUUCACAGAGAUUGCGAAAAUCCAAAUGCGAACCCUUGAUUUUUAGGCCUCCGCGUUUGCCAACUGCAAAACCGCGAUCGGAGACGAGGGCGUUCAGUUUUGGCUCCGUGAAAUGCAAGUGUCGGAGGAAAUACACAAAAUAGAGUAUGCGAAUGAGGUAAGGCAACACUUUUUCCGGAAAAAUUGACGAAAAACGGUGUGCAGAAGUUCUACUCGCACGCCGCCCAAUACAUCUACUCGGACAUGUCGCAACCGUGGGUCGUCGACGUGGUCUGGGGCAAAAACAACGCGUCGGAGCGCUUCAUCAAAACGUUUCGAUUCAUGAUCGGAAUGCGCGACAUUUCGACGACGACGAAGCAGACCGAGGCGACGAACACUUUUCGAGAGGUACAAACCUUUCGGUGCGACAAUAUUAACACACAUUUUCCGCCCAGAUCGCCUCACGAUUCGAGCGCUACAAUGUGACCACCUACAUGCCAUUGUGGCUUUUCACCGAUCAAUACGCACUUGUAGUGCCGAAUACGGUAAUUUCUCAAUUUAAUUGUAUACAUUUUGCGCCUAACGCUGAAUUUCAGAUGCAAGACAUAGUGGUGGCGGUCGCGUGUAUGCUCAUCAUCUCGGCACUCUUGAUCCCACAGCCGGUUUGCUCGUUUUGGGUCGCCGUGACGAUCGCGUCCAUCGAUUUGGGCGUUUUGGGCUUUAUGACACUGUGGGACGUGAAUUUGGUGAGUGAUUUCUCGAAAUCGCCAUGAAAAUUGAUGAGAUUUGACAUACAACAUGACCUACUCGCGGAAAAUUGAGUUUUAGGCCCGGUCUGGGCUUUUGUUCGGCUUUCUAGCAGAGUUGAGCGGAAGAACUCAACGGAAGAACACGGAAGAAUUUUUUUUUAUCUUUUUUAGAAAAUUUUUUCAUGGAAUGUGAUCAACAGACGAAAUGUAUAGCAAAGUGAACUCUGCUUAUAAAAAAAUAAUUGUAAAUUUAACUUUUCAUACAAAAAAGUUAUUCCUUCCGUCUUCCGUUAGCCCCCUUUUUCACGGAACAACUCGAAUAACUUUUUUGUAUGAAAAGCUAAGUGUACAAUUAUUUUUUUAUGAGCAGAGUUCACUUUGCUAUACAUUUCGUCAGUUGAUCACAUUCCAUGAAAAAAAAAAUUCUAAAAAAGAUAAAAAAAAAUUCUUCCGUGUUCUUCCGUUGAGUUCUUCCGCUCAACUCUGCUUUCUAGGCUUUCUAGGCCAAAAACUAUUUUUUGUCAAUUUUGUACCCGUAUAAACAAAUGUUUUCAGGACGCCAUCUCCAUGAUAACCAUCAUCAUGUCGGUCGGUUUUUCGGUCGACUACUCGGCGCACAUCACCUACGCCUACGUGAUUUCCAAAGAGACCACGACGACGAAACGUGUUUGUGACGCACUCGGAGAUCUCGGUUGGCCGGUGGCACAAGGUUUUUUGUGGAUUUUUCGCCGAAAACGUUAAAAUUCCGUUCCAGGCGCCAUGUCGACGAUAUUGGCGGUUUCCGUGUUGUCCGACGUCGGCGCCUACAUGAUUGUCACCUUUUUCAAGACGGUCUUUCUCGCAAUCUCCAUCGGAUUUCUGCACGGACUCGUCUUUCUACCCCUCAUGCUCUCGGUCUUCGUCGGGUGUUGUGGCCCGAAAACAGUCGAAAGCGUACGGGUCGCAAAGCCCGCGUUUGUAGGCCGAUAUUGA
Caenorhabditis sp. 36 PRJEB53466 is the source of this 6504-nucleotide messenger RNA. The record is from the annotation of a GenBank genome assembly. Lineage: Eukaryota; Metazoa; Nematoda; Chromadorea; Rhabditida; Rhabditidae.